UUAAUUACAUAGAAAGUGCUAUGUACUUCCAUAGUGUUUUCUGAAGAUGUCCAUUAUUUGCUCCACUGCUACUGUUACUUUUGGUCAGAAAACAUUCAGUUAAGGAAGCAUGGCGUCUAUCCUUCCAUUUGAAGGCCUAAUUGCAACACCAGAAAUCAUGUGUCUGAAAAAUGUUGGAGAGAUCUGUUAUACUUAGACGAAACAAGAAAGUAAAGAUGUACUGGCCAGUUUUGAGAUCUGGAAUAUAUUUGGUUCUGUUUAUCAGUUAUACCCUAUUAAUUGUACAUCUGUUGCAAGUCACUGACAUUCUCUCACCUUUUUCACAUAUUUGAUGGAUUGGCGAUCCAUGGAAAUCUACGGCAACACAAAAGAUCCAAAUGGACCGAUGUACUACAAUGGCAUCUACCAUUUAUUCUUCCAGCAUAACCCCAAUGGCCCCCAAUGGGGUGACAUUGUCUGGGGCCAUUCGGUUUCGACCGACCUUGUCAACUGGAUCAUACUUGAACCCGCAAUAGAACCGGAUACGCCAGGUGACAUAAGAGGUUGCUGGUCCGGCUCAGCUACAAUUCUUUUCGGUGGUCAACCGGUCAUCAUGUACACCGGUGGCGACGUAGAGAAUCAUCAGGUCCAAAACAUUGCGCUUCCUAAGAACCGGUCUGACCUGUACCUUAGAGAAUGGACCAAGGCAGGCAAUAACCCGGUGCUCCAACCGGUUGGACCAGGAAUGAACCCGGGCGAGUUUAGGGAUCCGACGACGGGUUGGAUCGGACCGGAUGGACUAUGGAGAAUUGCAAUUGGAGCCGAGGUGAACGGUUACAGUGCAGCACUUUUGUACAAGAGUGAAGACUUUCUGAAUUGGAGUAGAGUUGAUCACCCACUGUAUUCAUCCAGUGCCUCCACUAUGUGGGAGUGCCUGGACUUCUUCGCGGUAAUACCGGGCAGUAACGGUGGACUGGACCUGUCCGCAGCCAUUCCGAAAGGCGCCAAACAUGUCCUCAAAGUCAGCGAGGAUCAAUGUGACGAGUAA
Lolium perenne is the source of this 1027-nucleotide messenger RNA. The record is from RefSeq and is a predicted model, not a curated record. NCBI's taxonomy places the organism in Eukaryota, Viridiplantae, Streptophyta, Magnoliopsida, Poales, Poaceae.